Molecule: messenger RNA, 1443 nt
Organism: Arvicola amphibius (Eurasian water vole)
Lineage: Eukaryota; Metazoa; Chordata; Mammalia; Rodentia; Cricetidae
Product: gamma-aminobutyric acid receptor subunit rho-1
Exons: 10
Coding region: 1-1443 (480 amino acids)
Biological process (GO): nervous system process; chemical synaptic transmission; monoatomic ion transmembrane transport
Cellular component (GO): neuron projection; membrane; GABA-A receptor complex
Molecular function (GO): neurotransmitter receptor activity; GABA-A receptor activity; extracellular ligand-gated monoatomic ion channel activity
Source: RefSeq, a predicted model, not a curated record
AUGUUGGCUGUCCAGAAUAUGAAACUUGGCAUCUUCCUUUUGUGGUGGGGAUGGAUUCUGGCUGCUGAGAGCACAGUGCACUGGCCGGGAAGAGAAGUUCAUGAGGCGUCUAGGAAAGGCAGCAGACCUCAGAGACAGAGACGAGGAGCACCCGACGAUGCUCACAAGCAAGGCAGCCCAAUUCUGAAACGAAGCUCCGACAUAACCAAGUCGCCUCUCACCAAGUCAGAGCAGCUACUGAGGAUAGAUGACCAUGAUUUCAGCAUGAGGCCUGGCUUCGGAGGCCCGGCUAUCCCCGUGGGUGUGGAUGUGCAGGUGGAAAGCUUGGACAGCAUCUCGGAGGUCGACAUGGACUUCACCAUGACCCUCUAUCUGAGGCACUAUUGGAAAGACGAGAGGCUGUCUUUUCCAAGCACGAACAAUCUGAGCAUGACAUUUGAUGGCCGGCUCGUAAAGAAGAUCUGGGUCCCUGACAUGUUCUUCGUGCACUCCAAACGCUCCUUCAUCCAUGACACCACCACAGACAACGUCAUGCUGCGAGUCCAGCCGGAUGGGAAAGUGUUGUACAGCCUCAGAGUUACGGUGACAGCGAUGUGCAACAUGGACUUCAGCAGGUUUCCACUGGACACGCAGACCUGCUCCCUAGAAAUCGAGAGCUACGCCUACACAGAAGAUGACCUCAUGCUAUACUGGAAAAAGGGCAAUGACUCCUUAAAGACAGAUGAGAGGAUCUCCCUCUCUCAGUUCCUCAUUCAAGAAUUCCACACCACCACAAAGCUGGCCUUCUACAGCAGUACAGGCUGGUACAACCGUCUGUACAUUAACUUCACUUUACGCCGUCACAUCUUCUUCUUCCUGCUCCAAACCUAUUUCCCCGCCACCCUCAUGGUCAUGCUGUCCUGGGUGUCCUUCUGGAUCGACCGCAGAGCUGUGCCUGCCAGAGUUCCCUUAGGCAUCACCACGGUGCUGACCAUGUCAACCAUCAUCACGGGCGUGAAUGCCUCCAUGCCCCGCGUGUCCUACAUCAAAGCCGUGGACAUCUACCUCUGGGUCAGCUUCGUGUUCGUGUUCCUCUCAGUGCUGGAGUACGCGGCUGUCAAUUACCUGACCACAGUGCAGGAGCGGAAGGAAAGGAAGCUACGGGAGAAGGUCUCCUGCAGCUGCGGACUGGCCCAGCCCCGGGCAGUAAUGCUGGAUGGCAGCUACAGUGACGGGGAGGUGAAUGACCUGAGCGGCUACAUGCCUGAGAAUGGCGAGAAACCCGACAGGAUGAUGGUGCAGCUGACCCUGGCCCCUGAGAGGGGCUCUCCCCAGAGGAAAAGCCAGAGAGGCAGUUACGUGAGCAUGAAGAUCAACACCCAUGCCAUCGAUAAAUACUCCAGGAUCAUCUUCCCAGCCGCUUACAUUCUAUUCAAUCUGAUAUACUGGUCGAUUUUCUCUUAG